AUGUUCCCUUCCCAGUCCUUCAUCAACAUCUCCUUCUUGCAGCCACAGUAUUUCCUCAUGGCUGGCAUAGAGGUCAUCCAUGGCUGGAUCUCCAUCCUUGUCUCCUCCAUGUACACUGUGGCACUCACUGGAAACAGCCCCAUACUACUGGCUGUAAAGAGGACCCAUAGCCUACACCAUCCCAUGUACUACUUCCUGUGCAUGCUGGCCCUAAGUGAUGUGGGUCUUACCUUGUCCACAAUGCCCUCUACCCUGGCUGUGCUCUGGUUUGACUAUCAUUUCAUUGGCUUCCACACAUGCCUAAUACAACUGUUCUUCCUACACUCUUACUCUGUGGUAGAGUCUUCAGUACUCUUGGCCAUGUCAUUUGACCGCUUUGUGGCUAUCUCCAAUCCACUGCGCUAUGCAUCUGUCCUCACUAAUAAUGUCAUCAUCAGAAUUGGGGCUGUCAUUGCAGCUCGAGCCACUCUAUCACUAUUCCCAGUGCCCUUCCUGCUGAAGCGACUCAACUAUUGCCCUGGCAAGGUCCUCCUGUCUCACUCAUUCUGCUUCCAUGCUGAUGUCAUGAAGCUGGCCUGUGCUGACAUUACUGUCAACAUCCUGUAUGGACUCUAUGUAGUUCUGUCCACAGUGGGUGUAGACUCCUUGCUUAUUGUUAUGUCCUAUGCCCUGAUUCUUCAGACAGUGAUGGGGCUAGCCUCUCCAAGGGAACGUGUCCGGGCUCUCAACACAUGUGUUACUCAUAUCUUGGCUGUUCUGGUCUUCUAUAUUCCAGUCAUAGGUGUGUCCAUGAUCCAUCGUUUUGGUAAGCAUCUGCCCCACAUUGUUCAUGCCCUUGUUGCAUAUGUGUACCUUGUGGUACCUCCUGUGCUCAACCCCAUCAUCUACAGUGUCAAGUCCAAACCAAUAAGGGGAGCCAUGUUCAGAGUACUAAGACGAAAAUACCAGACCUGA
Messenger RNA from Phodopus roborovskii (desert hamster), 954 nucleotides. RefSeq names its product olfactory receptor 51I2-like. Gene Ontology annotation, biological process: G protein-coupled receptor signaling pathway. Gene Ontology annotation, molecular function: G protein-coupled receptor activity; olfactory receptor activity. Gene Ontology annotation, cellular component: membrane. The record is from RefSeq and is a predicted model, not a curated record. Bases 1 to 954 code for a protein of 317 amino acids. The transcript has a single exon. NCBI's taxonomy places the organism in Eukaryota, Metazoa, Chordata, Mammalia, Rodentia, Cricetidae.